Molecule: messenger RNA, 6012 nt
Organism: Poecilia reticulata (guppy)
Lineage: Eukaryota; Metazoa; Chordata; Actinopteri; Cyprinodontiformes; Poeciliidae
Product: rho guanine nucleotide exchange factor TIAM1-like
Biological process (GO): small GTPase-mediated signal transduction; activation of GTPase activity
Cellular component (GO): cytosol; plasma membrane
Molecular function (GO): guanyl-nucleotide exchange factor activity; protein binding
Source: RefSeq, a predicted model, not a curated record
CUCUCAAUGAUGUGGAAACAACACGCAUGGUCCGUGGACGCACACAGACCUUGGAGGAGCGGCGGCGGCGUUCAGACCCGCAUAUCAAACCGGCAUGAGGGAGAAUGGAUACUUCAGCGUCUGGAAAAAGGCAGCCAUGUCCCAGAGGAGGUGAAGACAGGGUUUUGUGGACCUGACAGCUGCUGAGGUCUCAAGUCGUCUGAAGAUUCGGUGACAAGAUGCCAGAAAAAUCCUUAAAGUUCUGCAGACUCUAAAUCAUGGGGAACACUGAGAGCCAAAACGGGGAACAUGCCCUCUACAGUACUGGACGUGGCUAUUUGUCACGGAAGCACAUGUCUCGGUCUCUACGCAUUUCCAACAAACAGUCCAGGCGUUCUCGGCAUGCUUCGUCGGGGAAAAUGGAGCACAGAAACUCUGAGACGAGCACUCGGUCAAGUAGCACCCCCAGCAUCCCACAAUCCCUAGCUGACAAUGGCUUGGAACCCUUCAAUGAAACAAACAACUUCCCUGACUUUGGAAGCCCCAUUUGGGUGGAUCGUGUGGCAAUGAGUUUGCGCCCUAUAUCCUUUCAUAAUGAUCUGGCCAAUCCCUCAGUGCAUAUGAAUACAAUGCACAUAACCCUACCUGGUCCCACUGCGGAAGAGACGCAGGAUGAGGAAGUGUACACAAAUGAGGUUAAAUAUAUUCAGCAGACGUUAGAGUGCUCCAAAGAGACAAUCAGCUUCAAAAAGAGAUCAAAAUCUGCAGACACCUGGCGAGAUGACAGCCUAGAAUUUUCCCUGUCUGAUGUCAGUCAAGAUAAUUUAACCAGCACUGAGGAGAUCAUCGACAUGGCUAAUGAGAGAGACUUCCCUGACUGUGAAGGCCACAUGCAGUUCAGCCCAACAGACUCCGCCGACAGAGCAAACUCGCUGGAUGAACUGUACAGUGACACCAGCCCGGCUUCCAGAACCCACGGCCGCUACUCCAAGUGGCAUGACACCAACAGGUCCGUGGGAGAGGGAGAGGACGGUAAGAGGCUGUCACCGUCAGAGGAGGACGGGACUUCAUACGGCGCGUACACUCUUCCCUGCCGACGUUCCCACUGCCUGUCUGAAGGCCUGAGCAACCUCCAAGCCACAAUGUGCAAGAGUAUGCAGGGCCGGAGGGCGCAGACCAUACAGGAUGUCACGGCCGGAGACGGCAGUGAAUAUGAAGACAGCGGGAUCGACGGGGUGAUGGUGGAGGCAGUGCACCAACCUCGACGCUACAAGACAAUGUCGGCGUCCUUCUCCGUCUGUUCCAUGCACGGGCGGAACGUGUUUGUUGGCAGCGACAGCGGCAGCAGCAGUGGCGGCGGUGGCGCCAGCGAGGGCGUGCAGGGUGUGUACGAGAACUUCCGUCAAGAACUACAAAUGAGUUCCUGCCAGACGGAGAGCUUGGAGGAAGCGGGCUCCGCACUCAGCGAUGAGCAGAGCACCAUGAGCUCCGCCUACCAGUCUGAUCUGUUGCUAAGCGUCGUCCAGGGGAUGGUCCGUAAAGCUGGAAAACUUGCUGUAAAGAACUUCCUUGUGCACAAAAAGAACAAGAAAGUUGAAUCUGCCACAAGACGCAAGUGGAAGACUUACUGGGUUUCCCUAAAAGGAUGCACGCUCUUCUUUUAUGAAACCGAUGGCCGGUCGGGGAUUGACAACAACAGUAUUCCCAAGCACGCCAUUUGGGUGGAGAACAGUAUCGUCCAGGCUGUGCCAGAGCACCCCAAAAAGGACUUUGUGUUCUGCCUCAGCAAUUCGUUGGGGGACGCAUACCUUUUCCAGACUUGCAGCCAGACAGAGCUAGAAAACUGGAUCACAGCCAUCCACUCAGCAUGCGCCACCGCCGUCGCUCGCCAGCAUCACAGAGAGGACACCGUUAGGCUGCUGCGUGCUGAGAUCAAGAAGCUGGAGCAGAAGAUCGACAUGGAUGAAAAGAUGAAAAAGAUGGGAGAGAUGCAACUGUCUGCUGUCACUGACACCAAGAAGAGGAAGACAAUCCUGGAUCAAAUCUUCUUGUGGGAGCAGAACCUGGAGCAGUUCCACAUGGAUCUGUUUCGCUUUCGGUGCUACCUGGCCAGCUUGCAAGGAGGAGAGUUGCCCAACCCUAAACGCCUCCUGGCCUUUGCCUCCCGUCCCACCAAGCUGACCAUGGGCAGACUGGGAAUAUUCUCAGUCUCUUCCUUUCAUGCACUGGUGGCAGCUCGUACAGAGACAGGAGUGAGACGCAGAACGCAAGCCAUGUCUCAUUCCUGCAGCAAGCGCAAAAGCAGGUUUUCCUCCCUCUGGGGUGUAGACACAACCUCCAAGAAGAAAACAAAAGCCCACCCUACGGUUAGCCAGGUGUUUGCUGAUGGUGAAGAGCCAGAGAAAAAACCAGCAGAUCGCAUAUUUGUUGAUUCUGUGAAAGAAAACACAAAAACAGAAGAUGGAACUGUGAAAAACCUUGCUCGACCAAACACCGACAGCGACAUGUGGGCUCCUGAAAACCUCACUCCCUCCUGGGUUUGUCUGCCAAAUGACCAGCCUGUGUUAACCACCAUCCAGCCAGGAGAGUCUGCACUGUGUGUUCUGGAGUCUAUAUGCAAGACCCAUGAGCUUGACCCAACCAAACACUACUUGCGACUUAAGUUCUUUAUGGAAAACCAAACGCAAUUCUACAUUCCCAAGCCAGAAGAGGACAUCUAUGACUUGUUGUACAAAGAAAUCGAACUCUGCUCCAAAAUAACUAAAGUCAUCCAGUUUGACAGAGAUGAAUCCUGUAUGAUUGGUUAUGGUUUUUCUAUCUCAGUGGUGGAAGAAGAUGGAGUACAGCAGCUUUACAUCACUGAUGUGAAGGCCGGGGGGUUAGCCUUUGCCAAAGGUCUGAAUGCCGGCGAUGAAAUUCUCCAGCUGAAUGGGAAAGACUCCCACAGUCUGAAUUUCUCAGACAUGAAGGCUGCGUUCUCCCAAGUGUCUCUGGCUUUGACGGUCAACACUCUGCCCUCAGUGGACCGCCGUCAGCUUUGCUACCUUCCACCGCGGCGCUCCGAUGCGGCAGAAGACCUCUACACUGACAUCUUCUCCCAAAGUCAAGAGGAGAUUCUGGACGAUGGUGUGGGACUGCUGCUGGAGAGCUCUGGAGACAGCCUGGACGAUGAUUCGGAGAUAUUUAGCGAAUUUGACGAGUGCGGAAAGAGCACAGAGCAGGUCGCCGCUUUCUGCCGCAGUCUCCAUGACAUGAAUCCCUCAGAGUGCGUGUCCUCUUCGCCGAGCCCGGACUCACCCUUCCCGCCUACCGCGACUCCCCGACAGCUGUCCGAUGCCGACAAGCUCCGCAAAGUGAUCUGUGAACUCGUGGAGACCGAGCGCACCUAUGUCAAAGAUCUCAAUUGUCUCAUUGGGAGAUAUUUAACCCCACUGCAGAAAGAGAAUUUCCUCACACAGGAUGAGCUGGAUGUUCUAUUUGGCAAUUUGCCAGAAAUGGUGGAAUUCCAGGUUGAGUUCCUAAAAACGCUGGAAGAUGGAACCAGACUGGUUCCAGAUCUGGAGAAGCUGGAGAGUGUUGAUCAGUUUAAGAAAAUACUCUUUUCUUUGGGAGGCUCUUUCUUGUACUAUGCGGACCGUUUUAAGAUCUACAGUGCUUUUUGUGCCAGUCACACUAAGGUCCCAAAGGUUCUUGUGAAGGCCAAAACCGACCCUAAUUUCAAGGCCUUUCUUGAUGAGCGGAACCCCAAGCAGCAGCACUCCUCCACCCUAGAAUCCUAUUUGAUUAAACCCAUACAGAGGGUGCUAAAAUACCCACUUCUGCUAAGGGAGCUCUACUCACUGACAGACCCAGACAGUGAGGAACACUACCACUUGGAUGUUGCUAUUAAGGCCAUGAACAAGGUUGCCAGCCACAUCAAUGAAAUGCAGAAGAUCCACGAGGAGUUUGGAGCAGUGUUUGACCAGCUGAUCACUGAGCAAAGCAGUGAAAAGAAAGACGUGGCUGAUUUAUCGAUGGGCGAUUUGCUGCUUCACAACACAGUGACAUGGAUCAACCCACCCAUUUCUCUGGGAAAAUGGAAGAAAGAACCACAGAUGGCAACAUUUGUUUUCAAAACUGCUGUGGUGUUUGUAUGCAAAGAAGAGUCCAAGCAGAAGAAGAAAAUUGGCGGCUCACAUCGAGUUUCUGUAUCUUCGGAAGAAAAAGAUCCUUUCCGAUUCCGUCACAUGAUCCCUACAGAUGCCCUUCAAAUCCGAUCAAUGUCAAACACAGACGGUGAGAGCUCUGCAAUGUGUGAAAUAGUUCACACAAAAUCAGAGUCAGAAGGAAGACCAGAGAGGACGUUUCACCUGUGCUGCAGCUCUCCAGAGGGCCGAAAGGAAUUUCUGAAGACGGUCCACUCCAUCUUGAGAGAAAAGCACCGCCGACAGCUCCUAAAGACAGAAAGUUUACCCCUCAACCAGCAGUAUGUGCCAUUUGGAGGAAAGCGACUCUGUGCCCUGAAGGGAGCCCGUCCAGCCAUAAAUAGAGCCGCAUCUGCCCCAACCAGGACUCUAGGCAGGAGAAAGCUGGUGCGCAAUCGUUUCACCAUAGACACCGACAUUGUUUUUGAUGGCGACUCGGAACAGCAGGACCUCACUUCACCACAGGAAUCCGAUUCAGUUCCGCUGCAGCAGAAGGAUGAGCAGCAGUCUGAGUUAGCGGGAGACACAGACCGCUGGGUGGAGGAGCAGUUUGACCUAGAAGAGUAUGAAGACCAGGAAGAAAUGAAGGAGACAGACAUCCUAAGCGAUGAUGACGACGAGUUUUGCCAAACACCCAGAGCUCUAUCCGAAGAGGCUGAUCUGGAGAGCCCCCUGAUGGCUUUAUCCCUGGAGGGUGCAGAAACAGACGGGAGUAAAAGCCUGCCGUCUCCAACUGUGAGCGACGCACCAGAUGAAGAGAAGAUAUCCGGCACAGAGAGGAAGAGCUCCGUAACAGACAACUCCGAGGACAAGAAUCAAGCAGAGAAGGCUGAGGUUUGGGUUCGAAGGGAGCCGUCGGAUUCAUCUCCAGACUGCCCCACAUAAGAGCUGAAGGGGACAGGAAUCUCCCCACGUUUGCCGCACAACGAUCACUCAUCACAAACCGUGCAUGAGCAUUGAUGUAUAUCACCCAGCUAGUAAAAGAAACAGUACACCCUCCUUUAUCUUACUUUAUGCUGAAUGCUUUUUUGUACAGGUAAGAUCAUUUGUGGAGCAAUAAUUAACCCAGAAUGAGGGAGCUGUAUCCCAAAUCAGAUGCUGUUUCAUAACGGUCAAGUGUUUGCUUAGAGAGGUGAAAUAAUGGUACAAUCAUGGGAUCUAAUCACUUGCUUUGAUUGGCAUGGUUUGCACAUUUGGACGGCAUUCUGUAGUCCUGCCUGCUGUUGCCAAAUUUGGGUAUUGUGAGAACAUUUAUAUUUGUUUCGUCUCUGUGACUCAAGAUAUUAUCAUAGCUAAGGGCUGUAUAUUAUUUGUCCUUAAAGACCUAGAAUAAUAAAUUCCAGAUGACAGUCUUGCAUAGAUUACUGUACAUUUUCACAUGAAUAUACACGGAUGUGAUCUUUAGUUUUAGCUCUCUUGUUACAUUUAAUAACAGAAUGAUGUGAAAGCCGUAAUGUCACUGAAGCAAUGGGGUUUUAAUUUUUUUUAACCUUAUCCUGUUUUUACUUGAAUUUGUAUUUGCUGUGUCAUUUUUUUUUACUACUGUGAAAUUACGUUAUAUUUUACCAAUGGUACUACCUAAAGUACUGCAGCUCAGACACACUUGACACAUCACAUGCACACAAUAUUGUAGAUACUUUACACUUCAGCUUCUUCAGAAGGUUUUCCGUGUUCACUUAUUUUUUUUAGUAAUGGAUUUCAAAGCAAUUGUUUUAUUUAUUUGUGUGUAAAAUAAUUUGCUAGUAACAGAAGUAAUUUUUUUUUUUCCCACAAAGAAAGUCCAAAGUUGCUCAUGCAAUCAAGGUGAAAGACUGGCAAGAUGUCUGACCAAUGAAAGAAGUUAUGAUUU